AUGUAUUUUUGUAGCUCUCCGGCUGCAGUAGCUAACGUUGGCUUGUGCUGUGGGUGGUACCGGCGCGCUGGUACUGUGCAGCGGUACGAUAUUAAUAAUCGGAGUGAGAACCAUAGUCGCUGGCGCGCUUGGCGCUGGAUAUUGCGGCGGCUGCGGCGGCGUGAUAAUAUGACGUCGGCAGAAAAUCAGAAAGACUUGCAAUGUCCGACGGAGGAGCUCCAGGCCACGGCCGACGUGGCAGAGACAGAGGAGUGGCUUGAGCCGUCAGAGUUCCUGGCAGCACUACAGGCCUGGCCUGGAGUGCCGUGGCGGCAGCGGCCUCCGAGGAGACCACGGCGAAGGUGUCCAUACUGCACGUGGACGUAUCCUCGGAGCAGACGCUUAUUUAACAUAUACGAGGAUUUGGAGCCCUAUUAACUUUUUGCACCUUAGUUAAAUUGUUAAUAGGGCUCCAUCUAUUUUAAUGAACUUACCAAUGAACUUUGUAAAUAUUGUAAAUAGUAGAAUAGGUUAUACAGGGUGUUAGGUAAAUGGGUAUAUGAGCCGACACUAGCCCAUGUUAACAUAGUCAUAUAAAUGGUAUGGUGAAGUCAGAAAAUUGAUAUCUUCAUUUUAAUUAUUUUAUUUUUCAUACAAAUCGAUUUUACGAAAUUUAUUUUGUAUGAAAAUAAAAAUAAAAAAAAUGAUGAUAUCAAAUUUCUGACUUCACCAUACCAUUUAUAUGCCCAUGUUAACAUGGGCUAGUGUCGGCUCAUAUACCCAUUUACCUAACACCCUGUAUAGAUUUAGUAUUUCAUUUGUAAUUAUUUGAUAAUUAGCUAGAUUAAGUUGACUGUAAAUAAAUUUGUACAGAAACAAUUUUUUUCUAUGUGGUAACUCCUCCCUAUAUUUCUAUUUAUAUAUAAUUAUAUAUACAUA
Ostrinia nubilalis (European corn borer) is the source of this 918-nucleotide messenger RNA. RefSeq lists its product as uncharacterized. Lineage: Eukaryota; Metazoa; Arthropoda; Insecta; Lepidoptera; Crambidae. The coding region runs from base 1 to 417 and encodes 138 amino acids. The record is from RefSeq and is a predicted model, not a curated record. The transcript is spliced from 3 exons.